CUCUUUGUAUGUUGUUGAGGUAUGUUGAGUUGUGUGGUUAGAUAGAUUAGGUUAGGUUACUUACUUUACAGUUAGAGUAUGUUUUAGGGUUAGGUUAUUGAGAAAUUGAAGUGGAGGUGACAAUCUAAGAGGGAUUGUAGAGUAUUAAAUUAUUUGAAUACCGUGUUUGUUUAUACAGGUUUGAGAAACAUCUGGACUUAUACAGUUUUAGACUCAUUUAAUUGUCCAAACAGUCACAGCUAAACAACAAUGAUGGCAAAGAGUACAUUAGAUGAUUCAAAAACGAAGAAUACUAGUUUUCCAAAGAUAGUUAUAUCAAAGAAAUUUAGGAAGAUGGUUAAAAUAAAACGAGAAAAAUCUAAAUCCAAACUAGUUUGUGAGAAGUGUGAUGUAAAUUUUGCCAAUUGGUGGGAAAUCAGAGAACAUUGGAUAUCCAGUGGACACAAAGCACCUGAACAGUGUCGUUGGUGUAGUAAGAGAACAUUCACUUUGCAAAGCCAUCUGUGCAAACAACAUUGGAAUAUUGCAAGUAUGUGUACUUAUUGUGGUCAGCUCUUCAUGUUUCAAGAGGACUUAGAAAAGCAUUUACUUUACCACGAUAAAACCCAAUAUCGAUGCUUUCAGUGUGGAAGACGGAGAAAGAAUGAGGAUCUUUUAAAUCAGCACAUGUACAAUCACUUCAUUUAUGAGAAGUAUGGGUGUAAUGUUUGUGAAAAAAGAUUUAAAAAGAAAAAGAACAUGGAAAAACACUUACGGGUAAUACACUUAAUUUGUCAGUAUUGUGGUAAAAAAUGUAAUGAUAAGGAAGAUUAUAAAGCACAUGUUGUAACCCAUGAUGAUUUAAAAUGCACUUUUUGCAAUAAGGUUUUUUCUCAGAAAUGUCGCUUGAAGUACCACUACCAGUUGAAACAUGGCCAUCAAGAUUUUUACAAAUGCACCAUAUGUUUCCAAAGAUUUGUAACAAAAGGACGGCUGAUGGAACACAUGAAAUUGAGACAUAGCGGUAAAGGGAAAUUUUCUUGCAAAAUCUGUGAUGCACCAUUCCUAUAUUGGCAACAAUACAUCAUCCACUUUGAACGUGUCCAUGGAAAACCAUGUGAUCCUAAAAGUUUCAAAUGUUCAUUCUGCGACUUUAGCACUGACUCAAAAUGCAAAUUACAGUGGCAUGUAGAAAAAGUGUCAGGGACUGGGUUCUUUUGCAAGAAAUGUCAAAUCCAGAUGGACUGUAAAGGAAUAUACGAUAAACACAUGGUGAUACAUGAUGGAGAGGAGGUGUGGACAUGUGACUUUUGCUGUCGUAGUUUUAACAGUGACAACAUUUUGAAGCAUCACAUCAGUUUAUGCCACAGAGAAGAGAUGAUUGCACAGAAUCCUAGAGGCUAUCCUUGUCUGGUGGAAGGUUGUGAUAGAUAUUAUUCUUUGAAGAACAGCCUCUCAAGGCAUAUGAGAAGGCAUCACUCGGAAAGUCCUGACUUCGGUACCAAUCCGAUCUGUGCCGAAACGACUGUUGUCUGUCAUUCUCCUCUGUUGAGAGAAGGAAAAAAGCGCCAAAGAAUAUGUAGUACCUCCUCUGAAGAUCAUGAAGAAUAUAAACCUAUUAAAGAAAAGUCAAACUGUACAGAUAACUCGGAAGUAUCAAGUGAUGCUGAUGGUUCAUCCAGCAAAAAAGAUUUAGAUGAUUUAAAAUCUGAUUCUGUUGAUCAGUCAAUUAUAACUGAAGUUAAUGUGUAUUAUUGUAAUACCUGCAGCAAGUUCUGGUUCGCUGGAGAGUCGCAAUUCAGAAGACACAUGAGAACUCACGUCAAAAAAGUUUGGGAAGAAAAAUGUUCUACUUGUAACAUGAUCUUAGAUUCCCCUGAAGAAGCUGCUAAACAUUAUGUGGAAGACCAUCUGAAAGUGGAAUUUGUUUACUAAUUUCUAAUUUCACACAACACUAGUCUGCCUGCUUUGUAACUUUUAAAUGAAUCAUUUUUAAAAUGUGUUAUAUUUAUAUCGUAAAUAUUGUAUACAGGACUUGAAUAUUGGUCAGGAUCAUUUUUAAUAUAUUAUUGCCAUUUUAUUCUCUUGAAAGUAAAAUAAAAUCAUUUUUUUCAA
Messenger RNA from Homalodisca vitripennis (glassy-winged sharpshooter), 2094 nucleotides. RefSeq names its product gastrula zinc finger protein XlCGF57.1-like. The transcript has 4 exons. Gene Ontology annotation, molecular function: DNA-binding transcription factor activity, RNA polymerase II-specific; RNA polymerase II cis-regulatory region sequence-specific DNA binding. Gene Ontology annotation, biological process: regulation of DNA-templated transcription. The record is from RefSeq and is a predicted model, not a curated record. The coding region runs from base 250 to 1914 and encodes 554 amino acids. NCBI's taxonomy places the organism in Eukaryota, Metazoa, Arthropoda, Insecta, Hemiptera, Cicadellidae.